CGUACGCUGCCGCGGAAGUUACCGGAAAGGGAUUGAAGCCGGGUCACCUUUAAGGAGCUUGGAAGGAAGUGUUUGGCCUUGGUAACGGUGUCGCGAUGUGGUUCGAGAUUCUCCCCGGGGUCGCCGUCAUGGCCGCGUGCUUAUUCAUCCCGGGAAUGGCCACUGCACGCAUCCACAGGUUCACUAACGGGGGCAAGGAAAAAAGGGUUGCCCAUUAUUCAUAUCAGUGGAAUUUGAUGGAAAGAGAUAGGCGCAUCUCUGGAGUUAAUCGCUACUAUGUGUCAAAGGGUUUGGAGAACAUUGAUUAAGGAAGCAUUUUCCUGAUCGAUGAAAAAUAACUCAGUUAUGCUUGUCUACCCCUGCUAGAAGGUUAUGCAGUGUAUUGUGUAGCAUGCAGUGUAUUUUGUAGUGUGUAAUAAAAAUAAAAAAAGUAAAAUCAGAGGUUUUCUUUACUUUUUAAAAUGGUACUACACAAGAUCAAGCAGUCUACCCAAUGUAGCUUUAUCACUUUGAAAAAACUAAAGGCAACUGAGGCUUGUAAAAUUAUAGACGUAAUGUACACCAAGCGCCGAUCACUGUGCCUGGUGCCUAAUGUGUCACAAACAGUAGUUCCUGCUGUUGUAAUAUUACUGAAAACCAUUGUUUCUUCAGAGAUUGCUAGGAGAAUACAGAAAAAGUAGUACUUUGAUUUUUUUCUAGUUCCUUUUCUGGGUGAAUCCUAUGUGCUUAAAAUUCCAGACCGCACGUUCAACUUUCAUGCGCUCUGUAUCCAGCACAUAGUAUUCACUUAAGUGUUG
Molecule: messenger RNA, 797 nt
Organism: Kogia breviceps (pygmy sperm whale)
Lineage: Eukaryota; Metazoa; Chordata; Mammalia; Artiodactyla; Physeteridae
Gene: NDUFA1
Product: NADH:ubiquinone oxidoreductase subunit A1
Source: RefSeq, a predicted model, not a curated record